Entrophospora candida is the source of this 185-nucleotide messenger RNA. Lineage: Eukaryota; Fungi; Glomeromycota; Glomeromycetes; Entrophosporales; Entrophosporaceae. The record is from the annotation of a GenBank genome assembly.
CGUUUAUUCAAUUAACUUCAAGAUUGAUUGAAGAUACAAAUCUUGAAAUCAAAAUUCACUUCACAACUUAUAAAUUUAUUGAUGUGCGUUUAAUUGAUCAUUGCAUAGGAUUAUUUAAAUUGGAAUCCAAGUAUUAUAACAUUGAUAAAGAGAAUAAUGUUGAGGAAGAAUGGGAUGACAUUUGA